Tetrahymena thermophila SB210 is the source of this 1941-nucleotide messenger RNA. RefSeq names its product AMP-binding enzyme family protein. NCBI's taxonomy places the organism in Eukaryota, Ciliophora, Oligohymenophorea, Hymenostomatida, Tetrahymenidae. The transcript is spliced from 3 exons. The record is from RefSeq and is a predicted model, not a curated record.
AUGGAUCCUAAAUUCCGAUCUCAAAGUUUUAUUGUGAAUGAUAGGAUAGAAAUACCUCUGAGCUAAGACCUUUUUGGUUUUGCUUUUAACUACAAUUAAACUUUUACAAUUGAUUAAUAUUAAUAAUCAUAAAAUUUAACUUAUUUAGUCUACAUCGCUUACUUUUAAUAUGCAGAUCCAGUUACUAAUGAUUAUUAGUUCAUUUAUCUUGACAUCAAUAAUUGCACUGAUCCAUAACUUGAAGGUUUACUUUGUGUUGAUUAUUCUAAAAUAAAAAAUUAUACAUUAGUUCUUGACGUUAAUAAUAAUAUAGGUUCUGAAAUCAAUAUAAAUUUGUACGGAUGCAAUGAUAUAGACUAUAUAAAAACUACUAAGCCAAAUAACUGUGCUUCUUAAUAAGAUAUAGAUGCAGUUAUAAAUGGUUUCGCAGCUAAUUUUUACAUGAAGCUUAAAGUAUAGUAGUACAACACAACCUCUAAGUAAAUCCAGACAAACUAUAGAAGAAUCUAUAAUUAUGUAAUUUCAAACUAAUAUUUUUUGAAUAGUAUACACACAUAAAAAUAAGAAACCGAAGUUUCUAAAGGUUUAUUAUAUUAGACCAAAGAAACUUAUUCUUCUCCAAUUUAAUACGAUCAAUAUACUUAAGCCUUUGAUAGAUAACUUUCUUUACAAACAGGUCUAGGACCUUAUGCAUGCGUUUCCUUGUAUAUGGACGAAGUUGUGCAAUAAUUUUAAAUUUAGUAUCCAACAAUAACUGAAAUUUUAGCUCUUGUAAACAGUGUUGCUGCAAUAUUUAUGAUAUCAAAAGUAAUAGGUAGAUAUUGUUCUUAGAACCUCAUUUAAUAAGAUUUUUUUAUGGUUGCUAUAACAACUAUUUUCCAAGACACAUAUUAAAAAUUAAUCAAGCAAACCAAUUUGAUAGAUUAAAAGGAUGAAAAUCUUCUUAAAGUUGAUUUUUGUACAGAAAAUUUUGAUUAAGAUACACAGGAAAAAAAUUAAGUAGAAGAAGUAGCAAUCCCUGACUUUCUUACGAAAUCAAGAGAAUCUGUUGAAAAAUCUCAAGCUAUAAAUCAAGCACAAGAAUAUUCUAACUUUUUAUUACAACUUAGUAAUAAAUAAUCGAAUAAUAACUAACAUGUAGAUGAAGUUAUAACCCAUGAAGAACAAAGAUAGUUUUAAACUAAAUAAAAUAGGUAAUAACGAAUUGGUAGCUUAUAAAAUUAAAUUAAAGGUCAUCAAAACAAACAAAUCCAUUUAUUAACUGAAUCUCCUUUAAUUUAAUCAUAAAUCCAAUUACAGAAUUUUACUAAAUUUUAACCUUCUGUAAUUAACAAAAGUUCAUUAUAAAAAUCAGAAAUAAGUCAAAUAAAAAGUGACUAAAUAAAUAGCAUAUAAGUAAAAGAAGAAUUAAUCAAGUCUCUAAAUUAAAGUAAUUUGAAAAAUGAAGUUGCUUUUAAAAUCAAAACAAAAUAUGGUAAUUCUGUUCAAAGAUAAAUAUAAAAUCUAAUAUUCAAGUUCAAGUGCUUUAAGUCUAAGAAAUUUAAGUACUGUGAAGGAGUAAAUUAAUUAUUAAUAAAUAAGAUAAAGCAGGAGGUGAAUACGAAUCUAGAUAUUUUUCAAUUUUAUAAAGAUAACCUAUUUUUGAAAAAAGCUUUAUCCAUUCUUCUUACUAAAGAUCAGUUAGCUGCCAUACAACUUGUAAGUCUUACAGAAAAUUUCUUCGAUAUUGAUUUAAGAAAAAAGGAAGUAGAAUCAAAUUAUUAAAAAACAAAAGGAAAAUUAAAUCAUUUUGAAAAGUAGUAUUUAAUAAUGUAAUCCGAAUAUCUGUAAGCAAAGUAUAUAGAAAAAUUCUUUAAAAAAUUAAAGGAUGAAGACUAACAAUUAAGUUAAGUAGAUUUAAGAAUAAUUUCAUCAAUAAUUUAAAAAAAAUAAAAAAUUUGA